Messenger RNA from Salpingoeca rosetta, 869 nucleotides. RefSeq names its product coiled-coil-helix-coiled-coil-helix domain-containing protein 2. Lineage: Eukaryota; Choanoflagellata; Craspedida; Salpingoecidae. Gene Ontology annotation, cellular component: nucleus; mitochondrion. The record is from RefSeq and is a predicted model, not a curated record. Gene Ontology annotation, biological process: mitochondrion organization. The transcript has 6 exons. The coding region runs from base 182 to 715 and encodes 177 amino acids.
CGCCACACGUGUUGCGCCCACUUGCACCACGUCUUGUCUGCGAUUUGUGCGUGUUUUGUCUCCACUCUCACCCCACUGUAACAUUGCCGCGUCACACACGUCGUCAUAUCGACAACGACAACUGCAGCAGCCGCUUCUGACCGUGCUUGAGCUUCUCUUUUGACCCCCUUAGCACAUCACCAUGCCUCGCCGAAGCCGCCGCACCAGCUCCCCAGCGCCUGCGCGCACCGCCCCAAGGCCUGCGCCGCGCUCGACACCUGCGCCCAUGCCCCGCUCGACGCCGGCGCGCAUGCCAACCUCCACACCCGCCCGCACCCCCGCACAGACUGCCCCUACCGCCCCUGUUCAGCACGCGCCACAGGCGACUGGUGUUGCCCCGCAGCCAAAGCAGCCCGGUCUGAUGGCGCAGAUGGCCGCCACCGCCGGCGGCGUCGCCGUGGGCUCUGCCGUUGGCCACGUUGUCGGCAAUGCCAUGACGGGCGCAUUCAGCGGCUCCGACAAGGAGGCCGCCCCCGCCGACCAGCAGCAGUACCAGCAGCAGCAGCAGUACCAGGCACCACAGCAGCAGCAGCAGCAGCAGGACCAGGCGAACCCGUGUGCGUAUGAGAUGCAGCAGUUCCUGCAGUGCGCACAGAACUACCCGAGCGACCUCUCCCUCUGCCAGGCCUUCAACGACCAGCUCAAGCAGUGCAAGCUCAACUACGGCCUGCAGUAAGCCCGUGCCGCUGGUAUCCCUGACCCCACCACACACACACAUCGCGCGCCUUGGCAGCCAUUCACUGCCUCUGCUUGUGUUGCCAUGCCCACGUCACUCAACCCAGCCCAAUGACGGAUGUGUGCCCACAAUAAAACCACUAGCUCCCUCAUGC